Messenger RNA from Eucalyptus grandis, 520 nucleotides. RefSeq lists its product as uncharacterized. The record is from RefSeq and is a predicted model, not a curated record. The transcript has a single exon. Lineage: Eukaryota; Viridiplantae; Streptophyta; Magnoliopsida; Myrtales; Myrtaceae. The coding region runs from base 92 to 385 and encodes 97 amino acids.
CACCGCCCUCAUCAUCUCCAUCCAAUCAUCACUUCACUCCUCAACGCAAUCCCAUCAGAAGCACACGAAUCGAACGGAAUCAAGUCUGAAGAUGAGCUCGACAAGCAAAGCGUGGGUCGUGGCGGCCAGCGUCGCCGCCGUGGAGGCCCUCAAGGACCAAGGGUUCUGCCGGUGGAACUACACCCUCCGGUCGAUCCACCAGCGCGCCAAGAACCGGGCCAUGUCCUCGUUUUCUCAGGCCAACAACGGCAGCAAGAAGCGAUCUCCUCAGUCGUCGUCCGCGGCGGCGGCGGCUUCGAGGAGGCUAGCGGGAGAAGCGGAGGCGUGGCGGUCGGAGGAGUCGAUGCGGAAGGUCCUGUACUUGAGCUCUUGGGGUCCUUAUUGAGGAUCUCUGAGUAGUAUAGAUCGACAAGGAACUCGAAGUUGGUUGCUGAGAAUGAUUUAGACUGUAAAUACAUGCUGAAAUUACAGCAAGGCAUUAUAUAUAUUACGAGAAAGGAAUUUCCCAUUUGCAGUUGCA